Messenger RNA from Olea europaea var. sylvestris, 1662 nucleotides. Its product is annotated as calcium-dependent protein kinase 13-like. Lineage: Eukaryota; Viridiplantae; Streptophyta; Magnoliopsida; Lamiales; Oleaceae. Gene Ontology annotation, molecular function: calmodulin binding; calcium-dependent protein serine/threonine kinase activity; calcium/calmodulin-dependent protein kinase activity. The coding region runs from base 406 to 1647 and encodes 413 amino acids. Gene Ontology annotation, cellular component: cytoplasm; nucleus. Gene Ontology annotation, biological process: peptidyl-serine phosphorylation; protein autophosphorylation; intracellular signal transduction. The transcript is spliced from 5 exons. The record is from RefSeq and is a predicted model, not a curated record.
CAUGAACCCAGAGACCACCUCCUGUCUCUUCUUCCCGUCCCGUUCCGACCGUCCAGUAACUUGCAGUUACCCGACAAAAUUCAUGCUCGAACCAAAAUAUUACGGAAUCCACACUAAAAUAAAUGCAUCAUUUUUAAUGCAAUUUAAUAAUAAAAUAGUAAUCAAAAGAGCAGCUACCCCUACAAAUGCAUCUGAUCCGUUACCGUACCCACCUAAAAUUGCAGCACAAAACACACACACUCUCUCUGUGUGAAAAAUCAGUCACAUUUUGAUCUUAAGCGCUAUUUUUACCGUUAUAAAUUCGUAAUGGGGGUCUGGGUUUUACAUCUCAUCACAGAUGUGAAACCCUAGGCGUAAGGGUCUAUUUGCUAGAGUCGGAAAUUGGUAAAAUUGGACGCGAUUUGAAUGGGAAAUUGCUGCAGAUCUCCGGCGGCUGUUGCCCGAGAAGACGUGAAGUCAUCCAAUUUUUCCGGCCAUGAUCUGGGCCGAAAAGACAAGUCUGGGGCUGGCAACACUAAAAAGGCCAUUACUGUUCUGAAUGACGUUAAAAAGGAAAAUAUUGAGGAGAAGUAUUUAGUGGAUAGGGAGCUGGGACGAGGAGAAUUUGGGGUUACGUAUUUGUGCAUUGAACGGGAGACGAAGGAGCUAUUGGCUUGCAAGUCGAUUUCAAAGCGGAAGCUGCGGACGGCUGUGGAUGUGGACGAUGUGAGGAGGGAAGUGGCGAUUAUGAAGCACUUGCCUGACAAUUCGAGCAUCGUGAGGUUCAAGGAGGCGUGCGAAGACGAAAAUGCAGUACAUUUGGUGAUGGAGCUGUGUGAGGGUGGGGAGCUCUUUGACAGGAUCGUGGCGCGUGGGCACUACACGGAACGGGCGGCCGCUGCAGUCACUAGGACCAUCGUUGAGGUUGUGCAGCUCUGCCACAAGCACGGGGUCAUCCACAGAGACCUGAAGCCUGAGAACUUUUUAUUUGCAAAUAAGAAGGAGAAUUCGCCUCUGAAGGCAAUUGAUUUUGGCUUGUCAAUCUUCUUUAAGCCCGGUGAAAAGUUCUCUGAAAUUGUGGGAAGUCCUUACUAUAUGGCUCCAGAAGUGCUCAAGCGAAACUAUGGACCGGAAAUAGAUAUAUGGAGUGCUGGGGUGAUUCUUUAUAUCUUGUUGUGUGGAGUUCCUCCAUUUUGGGCUGAAUCUGAACAAGGUGUUGCUCAGGCCAUUAUACGUGGGAAAAUAGACUUUGAAAGGGAACCAUGGCCAAGCGUUUCAGAGAGUGCCAAGAGUCUUGUACGACAGAUGUUGGAGCCUGAUCUUAAGCUUCGACUCACUGCAAGACAAGUUCUUGAACAUCCUUGGCUACAAAAUGCAAAGAAGGCUCCAAAUAUUCCUCUUGGAGAUGUUGUCAAGUCAAGACUCAAGCAAUUCUCGUUGAUGAAUAGGUUCAAGAGGAAGGCUCUGAGGGUCAUUGCUGAUUUCUUGUCCAAUGACGAAGUCGAAGACAUAAAAGAGAUGUUUGCUAAGAUAGACACUAACAAUGAUGGUAUUGUUUCAACUGAAGAACUGAAGGUUGGAUUACAGAAGUUCAAUUCACAGCUAGGAGAGUCUGAAGUACAAAUGCUUAUCGAAGCUGUGAGUCUACAGCUUGCCUUAUAUUGUUGACACUUAUAAACGCUU